GGAGUUGCCGAGGCGCCCAACGUGCCAGCGCAGGGGAUGAAAUGCUUGGGGCUGUGGCUCGAGAACGCCGAUCACACGAACGACAAGCUCGAGGAAGUGUGGAACCCGGCUAAGACUAAGGAGAAGGCCGUCGUCCCCGGCAAGCCCGACGUCCAGGGCGACUUGAGCCGCGACCCCGUCGGGCCCACGUCGUUGUUCGACCUGCCCAUCAAGCAAUGGAUCUACAAGCCGAGGCAAUACAUUAGGGACGCUGUCGACGUGAUCACGGACACCGCUGGCUUGGACGCCGUGGCGUGGGAUGAUGUAAAAAAGAUCAUGGCAGAGGGUAGGUACAAAGACUUGCCACCCCCGCUCGGCUACAAUGACACUGAGGACGCGCUGCCUUGCACGCUGAACAUCAUGAUUUGCAAGCAUCCCUCACAACCAGGGUCACACGUCAUUGCGAAGCACUUUUCGUUUCUCGGAAAUGGCCACACCAUGUGCACGGUCAAGGAGAAACUCAUCCAGGGCGACCCUUGCACGAUCGAUUACAAGCCAGAUACGUUCAACAGUUUGCGCACGUUCCAACUUAUGGUCGAGCGGCUCGGUGGGCCAUUGUUCCGCUAUUGGAGGUUCGAACGCAAAGGUUCGCUGAGCGUGCCUCUCGGAGAUGGCGACGUGGUGCAGGAGAAGAAGGAGUUCGCCGACGCGAUGCAGCACGUCAAAGACGAGGCGCCGCGCACGAAUUGGGACGGCGAGCAGUUGUUAUGGGCGGAGCAGGAAUACGUCGACCCAGCUUCCACGCUCCAACACGUGAAGAAAGAGUUCGUUUGUAAGGUCCUCCAGAUUCUCAAGGACCGCGACCACUUCGCGGCCAAGGAGACGCACUACCCCCUGUUGAAGGGGGACAUUCGGCCCGAGUACCAGCCCGUCGUUGACAAGAUCAUCAGCACGCUUCUCGGCAACACCGUCCUCCUGAUUGGCGAGGCCAAGUUCGGGAAGACCCCUCUGGUGUAUAUUAUGGCCAUGGCGCUGGCCAGGUACCAUGCAGUCGGAGAGACGUGGGCCCCCUGCGUCUUCGACGACGGGGACCUGGCUGACCAGAGGCCCCGCGUGCUGAAGGCGUUGUUCGACCCAACCCAGGUCGAGUCAAAUGUAUACGUCCGUUGGGGCGCGGCUAAAUUCAAAAGGAACCAAGCGAGGUUCGGCGGCGACAACGAGUAUGAUGCCGCUGCGGAGCCGACGCCGACUGAUUGGGCCUUCGCCGCGACUGCAAGGGACAAGGAGACCCGCACUACGUCCUACCUCGUCGAGAUGGCCAAGCCCGCGUUCCCAAAGAACCUCUCCCCGAGCAACAUUGGCGCCAUGCUCAAACGUUGCAACAUCCUUCUCAACACGACGCAGAACGUUUACUUCCGCCCAGCGGGCACGCUCGCGUUCGUUGAGAAGCUGCCUCUCAAGGACGGCUACAUCACGCCUGAGGCGGGCACGUGCCUCCAGAACUUCUUGCGGAACAACGUGCGGCGCAACCAGGAGGACUUCGACAACCUCUUGGCUUUCGAGAAGCGCGACAUGUUGAAGCUCAUGAGGGAGGCCAAAGCGCAGUAUAACCAGGGCGGGGCCGAACCCGCCGAGGAGCCCGCCGCGGAGCCCGCCGCGGUUUCGCCGCAGCCCGCUGCGCCGCCCAAUCCCGAUGGGGAAGAGCUCGGCUUGGGCUCAACGUUCCAGGAGGGGGAGGACGUAUUUGGCCACGGCGGCGGCAUGGACGCCGCGCCAGAGGCGAUGCCAGCCACCCCACCGACCAAGCCAGUGAAGGCGGAGCCAGGCGUGUGGAGGCGUAAGUUGAGCAGCGGUGGCGGACUUAUCAAUCUGUGCUCUCCGUCACCGAAGAAGGCCCGCGUGGACGCCAAGAAGUCUCGGGAGCAAGAGAAGGCCAAGCUUGACGGCUUGAUCUCGCAGUUCUCGGAUGGCGUGGCAAGCGGCGCCGCGUCGAGCUCGUGA
Messenger RNA from Prorocentrum cordatum, 1980 nucleotides. Lineage: Eukaryota; Dinophyceae; Prorocentrales; Prorocentraceae. The record is from the annotation of a GenBank genome assembly.